AUGGAACUGGACACUUACAACGAAUCCAUGAAAUCAUCUGAGGACGACAUAUCGCGCGAGAAAAUGUCUGGUACAACGUCUGCCAAUCACAACAACCAUUUUCAAAGAAGCAAAUCUAACAACGAAUCUAGAAGGAUGGUUGACAUUACCAGAGAUAAACCCAUCAAAGUGGCAGUUAGAGUUGUUGUACCUGUUAGAGAUCAUCCAAAGUUUAAUUUUGUUGGAAAACUUCUUGGUCCAAAAGGAAAUUCGCUUAAAAGACUACAGGAAGAUACAAUGUGCAAAAUGGCUGUCUUGGGAAGAGGAUCCAUGCGGGAUCGAAUAAAGGAGGAAGAACUUAGGGCAAGUGGUGAUCCGAAAUUCCAACACCUCAGCGAGGAACUGCACGUAGAAAUAAGCGCCUUCGCGACUCCUGCAGAAGCACACGCAAGAAUAGCAUAUGCAUUAGCUGAAGUUAGGAGGUUUUUAGUGCCAGACUACAACGACGACAUUCGCCAGGAGCAAAUGUGGGAGAUGCAGGUAUUAUCAAGUCAAAGAAACAACAAUAACAAAUGUAAUGAUGGCAUUGCUAUCAAUCAAAAUUUAUCGCUCGACUGCCCGCUAGAUGAUAGUCUUGACGGGGAUGCCAUGGAAGGUACACCAGACAGUUCAGCCGAGGACCAUCCAGCAAUGAGAGGGAUACAAUCAGGUUCACCGUCAGACAUUUCCACGACGAUAUCGUCAUGUCCUGGCAAUGGUAUCCAACAGGGACAACCGAUCGGUAACGGGGUGAACGCGGCGGCGGUGGGUGGUGGAGCUGCGGCAGCCGCAGCCGCAGCCGCUGCAGCUGCCGCAGCGAGCGGACGCAAGCGACCGCUGUUGGCUGCAUCCGGACCACGGACGUCCAUGACUCCCACCAAACGGACGGUCAUGAGUCUUCUAGCACGAGCGCGUGCUGCUCAAGCAAAACAAAUGCCCGCAGCUUUUCAAAGGGGUGCCGCAGAAUCAGCAUCUUUGGUACCAUUACUUCGAGAAGAUUUAGUAGGGAGCGCUAUCAAUUUUAACUUAAUAUAAAUUCAAGUCUGUCAAAUCUUUGUCAUCGCAGCAAGGAUAAAUCCAAUUUCAUAAUCAUCAGUAGACUUUAAAAUGCUACAUGUUUAAAUUAAAUAAAUAAAUAAUGAUGCUAGGCUAACCACGACACAAAAAUUAUAUUAUUUUUUUUAAUAUAUGA
Messenger RNA from Agrilus planipennis (emerald ash borer), 1210 nucleotides. RefSeq names its product KH domain-containing, RNA-binding, signal transduction-associated protein 2-like. Lineage: Eukaryota; Metazoa; Arthropoda; Insecta; Coleoptera; Buprestidae. Gene Ontology annotation, biological process: regulation of alternative mRNA splicing, via spliceosome. The transcript has 8 exons. Gene Ontology annotation, molecular function: mRNA binding. Gene Ontology annotation, cellular component: nucleus. The coding region runs from base 1 to 1053 and encodes 350 amino acids. The record is from RefSeq and is a predicted model, not a curated record.